Asparagus officinalis (garden asparagus) is the source of this 540-nucleotide messenger RNA. Its product is annotated as GILT-like protein F37H8.5. The annotation marks the transcript as partial. Gene Ontology annotation, molecular function: oxidoreductase activity, acting on a sulfur group of donors, disulfide as acceptor. The record is from RefSeq and is a predicted model, not a curated record. Lineage: Eukaryota; Viridiplantae; Streptophyta; Magnoliopsida; Asparagales; Asparagaceae. The transcript is spliced from 4 exons.
UCCUCCACACUCACAGUUGACCUCCAAAAGAAUUUCUCAUUGAUUCCAAUGGCCUCCCCUCAUAUUACUCCGCUACUUCUCCUUGCUAUCUCCUCUCUUUGCUUGCCUCCAUCAUCCUCAGCCCACGCUUCUAAAGUCACUCUCUCACUAUACUAUGAAACCCUAUGCCCCUACUGCUCAAACUUUAUGGUGAAUUAUUUGCCAAAGAUUUUCGAAAAAGGAUUGAGUUCGAUUGUGGAUAUUGAGCUCGUGCCGUACGGGAACGCUCGGGUCGGGUCGAACGGGUCCAUAGCCUGCCAGCAUGGUGCAUACGAGUGCUUACUAAAUACCGUGGAAGCUUGUGCCAUUGCUACUUGGCCUAAUGUGCAAGAACAUUUCAAAUUCAUUUUUUGCGUAGAGCAAUUGGUUUAUGUGCACAAAUACACCGAUUGGGAGUCUUGUUUUCAAACUACCGUCGCCGAUUCGCGAGCUGUCGUCGACUGCUACAACAGCGGAUAUGGGCAAAAGGCCGUCAUGUCUCGCGCCUCGAGAGGUCGUUCC